CGCCCUUCCGCACAGUGGACACGCGAUCGACAAAAGACGCCGCAUACCAAAAGAAAGCUCAAGAAGGACGGAUGAGCUUGAAGAGAUGGACGAACUUGAUACACUAGCAAGCCACCAACUUCGGCAACAAGCAGGAUUUGCCAUGAAGCUCUUCCAGCGCCUGGUCGACCACGACUACAACCUUCGACUCAACGUAACCGCUUCAGAUCUCCGCACCCAAAACAUGCUUUCGAAGGGCGACCUCUUCACUGAGUUGCACUCUACCUUGUUACCUCUACUACGAAGUCACAUCUCUAGUCUUUCAGUUGCUCUUCGGAACUCAGCCAGCCUGCGUAUCAACCAAGCCCCUACACUCAAGUGCAUCAUAGAGAUCCAAAUGAAACUUGAGCUGACUUUGGAUCAAACAAUCUAUAUCCUCAAUGAUAUCCUUCCCGGACAACUACUUGCACCGAGCCAAACAAAUGACCAGCACUUCAAACAGUUCAAGUUUUAUAGACUUCGCCGCUUAGAAAGCUCGAUCAAGCAAAGGAUGAGAGGUAAACUUGCUCUGUUUUUUUCGAAUUGCCGUCGGCUCAUAGAAGAAACCACGACACCAGGUCGAAGCCGAACUCUCGCAACAUUUUCACCUGCUAAGGCCCUCCAGUCAAUCGACUUAGCUAUCAGAUGGUCAUCAUCUGAAUUAAAUCUCAUCCAUUUUAUCUGGAUAGACGAACUGUCAAAAAUCAAUACCCUAUGCGUCAGACUGUCAGCUGUGGCCGAUCCGGAUCAACAAUUCUAUAACAAUAAACUCUACCAAUCUUUCAAACCAGUGAUCAAGCUAUCCCGAUUGUUUUUCAGGAAGAUUACGACCGCGGGAAUGACCAAUAAACAGGCACCUUUUUAUACAGAAAUGUCUUCUUAUCAGCUUAACUUAUUAGAAGAAACCGCUGGGAAGAUCACAGACACACUUACUGAUUUUGUGCGCUCAUUUGAACAAGACAACCAAAGGCGUCCAGAGUCGGCUAGAGUAAUAAUCCCAAGACUCAAGAACCUCACAACUCUUUUUCAGUCUUGUUUAUUCCUCACAGACCUUUAUAUCGUCCCUGUUUUUGCAGAUGUUCCGUCUCAAGCUUACUUAAAAACUUGGGUUGUUACUUGGAACACUUUAUUCUACCAAGCUACUCAUAACGCCACCAAAGCUUGUGAAUCAUUUUAGCCAGCAUAAGCAACAUUGUUUUUUGGUCAAUCUUUGUGAUCUGAAUAUGUUAUAGCUAAUCUCUUUUCUGAUGGAUAAAAUGGACCCUGCCAGAACCAUUGUCCAAUGUUAAUCCUAGGGAGCCUUUAUUUACCAUCAGGCUCCAUACCUUGGAUGACAUCAUAGGCAUGACUGGGUUGGUCACUGCAUGGAAAUAACCUGCUGGACAGUUGCUUUAUCAAAAUGGCUAAAUUUUUCUGUAACAUAUCUGCUGGUC
This is a messenger RNA of Puccinia graminis f. sp. tritici CRL 75-36-700-3, 1451 nucleotides long. RefSeq lists its product as uncharacterized. Lineage: Eukaryota; Fungi; Basidiomycota; Pucciniomycetes; Pucciniales; Pucciniaceae. Bases 86 to 1195 code for a protein of 369 amino acids. The record is from RefSeq and is a predicted model, not a curated record. The transcript is spliced from 2 exons.